AAAAAUUAUUACUAUUAAUAAUAAAAAUGAUUAAUACAAAUUACGUUAGUACUCCAAUGACCUGUUUUUGCAUUUAUGCUCCAUGUAUGCUAUUUAAUCAGCACACUACUCGAGAGCCAUGAGAUAUGCAAAUUUAUGCAGGAGAUACUAUUUUUAUGCAAGAGCUUCACAAUAACCGACUCAAUGGAGAUAUGAAUGCUAUGCCACCGUCCAGUAUUCCUUUGAUGACUGUGGAUCCAAAUCUUGCCAAUAUUGACUGCAUUCAAAGCCAAUUUGAAGUUUAUCCAGAAUUGUUUCAACCACAGAUUUCUCCUACAAAGACUAUUCAAACACCCUUCUAUGAAUUUUCGGAAAGAAAACUCCCCAGGAUCGAAAGAGUUUUUGGAGCUGUUUACGAAUCAGCUAAUAUAGUACCCGCUAGUCCAUCAAGAAGCACUAUCCCAGAGAGUACAUGCUCAUUCGAGCAACAGGGUCCAGCUAAUAGCAAGAUCUUCCAAGAUAGGUUACACCAGUUGUAUACCAAUUUAAACUCCAUGGAAAAUUCAGAUGUUUAUCGAAAUACCCUUCAGGCUACUUCAAACCAGGAGAUAGUAGAUUUCCCAACUGGAGUUUUCAACCCAAGAUCUGAGACUAAGAAAACUGAUGUUUUUGGACUAUACAUUCCCCUUGAAGGACAAAACAUGUUGAAGAAAACUUCAGAGGUCACCAUUCAAUAUGAGAAACUCGAAUUGAGGAAUCUCAAAAGACACUACAAAAAGACAUUAGUCCCAGUUUCGAUUAAGAAAAAAUGUCAGAGAAGAGGCCGCAAGAGGAUCAAUGUUCUUCCUGCACAGAACUUCGAAGGACUUCUCAAUGAUCUGGUACUUCCAAAAUGGAUAGCUAUUCUAACAAAGAAAACAAAAAGAGAAGGAGAACCUAUUGGCCAAAUCACUGAAGAGUACCUCUGGAUUAAAGUGCUCAGAGACAUGAGAGAUUUCUACAGGAUGAUCUUCAAAAGUAGGUUCCACAGAUCUGAAAAGAGAGAGGACUCUAAUAGAGAUCUCCUAGUCAAAAUCUUCUUGGAAGAGAUGGGAAUAACAGACAUUUCUUUCAUGAAUUCAGUUUCUACAUUCGAUUUCCUCUACAAAGCUCACUAUAAGGCAAGGUCUACAAAUGAGGGUAAGAUCUUCAAGGAUGUGAUCAACAGUACUCCUAUGAGGAUCUAUUACUAUUACAGCGAGUCUGCAAAGAAAACUUUCUUACAAGACGAUUUGUGCUCAAGAUUACUGUACUAUUUCCUUACAAACUUCGGGAGCACCUAUCUCUCUUGCGUUCAGUCUUCCCUGUCCCCCGGCAUCACAGCCAUCAUCAACUACGUAGUGAAGAAGUACUCCUCUGGCUCAUAAAAUUACUUCUCAUUGGGUUCUUCAC
This is a messenger RNA of Moneuplotes crassus, 1410 nucleotides long. The record is from the annotation of a GenBank genome assembly. NCBI's taxonomy places the organism in Eukaryota, Ciliophora, Spirotrichea, Euplotida, Euplotidae.